Molecule: messenger RNA, 345 nt
Organism: Microthlaspi erraticum
Lineage: Eukaryota; Viridiplantae; Streptophyta; Magnoliopsida; Brassicales; Brassicaceae
Source: the annotation of a GenBank genome assembly
AUGUUCACGGUUCAGGAGAUAGACCAAGGAGCCACAUCCGGCCGAUCUAGGUCAAGCAAAUGGCCGACAAAACCAAAUCACGGCAUAGGCGCACCCACCGGCUGGAAAACACUUCAUGGAGCUUCAUUAACACAUUUCCAAAGGAAUAUCCCAAAACGAACUAGCCAAACUCAAGGAUGGACAAGAAACCUCUUCCUGGAGCCGAUUGGACCACUUUGUGAAGGAUCUCUCAAAACGCUCGUUAGAAUGAUCUCCAACUUCACCAAUGGGCAUAAAAUAUCAGGUUGGUCGAUGAAAUUUCAAUAUGGGUCGAGGAAUUCUUCAUGGUUUGUUCUGGGUUCAUAG